Messenger RNA from Odocoileus virginianus texanus, 927 nucleotides. RefSeq names its product olfactory receptor 4A15-like. Lineage: Eukaryota; Metazoa; Chordata; Mammalia; Artiodactyla; Cervidae. Gene Ontology annotation, biological process: G protein-coupled receptor signaling pathway. Gene Ontology annotation, molecular function: olfactory receptor activity; G protein-coupled receptor activity. The record is from RefSeq and is a predicted model, not a curated record. Gene Ontology annotation, cellular component: plasma membrane.
GAGGAACCUAUGGAACAAAGGAAUAAUGUAACUGAAUUUGUUCUCUUGGGGCUCGCGCAGAGUGUCCAGGGUCAGAGAACAUUAUUUGUUGUCUUCUUGCUCAUCUACCUGGUGACAAUGAUGGGCAACCUACUCAUUGUCCUGACUGUUGUGUUCAGUCCAACACUGCAUGCCCCUAUGUACUUCUUUCUUGGCUACUUAUCAUUUAUGGAUGCUGUUUAUUCAACAACAGUCACUCCAAAUAUGAUUAUAGACUUGCUGUGUGAAAAGAAAACCAUUUCCUUCCAAGCUUGCAUGAUCCAACUUUUCAUAGGGCACUUAUUUGGUGGUGCUGAUAUAAUACUCCUGGUGGUCAUGGCCUAUGACCGCUACGUGGCCAUCUGCAAACCCUUGCAUUAUUUGACCAUCAUGAAUAAGCAGGUUUGUAUUCUGUUGCUGCUACUUACUUUGGUUGGUGGGUUUCUGCAUGGGGUACUUCAUCCUCUCUUUGUUUACAACCUUCGCUACUGUGGCCCCAAUGUCAUUGACCAUUUCAUCUGUGACAUGUACCCCUUGAUAAAACUUGCCUGCACUGACACCUACAUUACUGUCCUCACAGUGCUGGCCAAUGAUGGGGCAAUCGCCUUGGUCAUCUUUACGCUCUUACUCAUCUCAUAUGGGGUCAUUCUGCGCUCCCUAAAAAAUGUUAGUCAGGAAGGGAGGCACAAAGCCUUGUCCACCUGUAGCUCUCACAUCACUGUGGUCGUCCUCUUCUUUGUGCCCUCUAUUUUCAUAUAUGUGAGACCCCCCUGUACCUUACCUAUUGAUAAAUACUUAACUGUGUUUUAUACCAUUAUCACCCCUAUGCUGAACCCUCUAAUCUAUACUCUGAGAAAUGGUGAAAUGAAAAAUGCCAUGAAAAAGCUCUGGAUCAGAAAAAGAAAGUGA